Molecule: messenger RNA, 2235 nt
Organism: Gamsiella multidivaricata
Lineage: Eukaryota; Fungi; Mortierellomycota; Mortierellomycetes; Mortierellales; Mortierellaceae
Product: sulfate transporter family-domain-containing protein
Exons: 3
Coding region: 1-2235 (744 amino acids)
Biological process (GO): transmembrane transport
Cellular component (GO): membrane
Molecular function (GO): sulfate transmembrane transporter activity
Source: RefSeq, a predicted model, not a curated record
AUGGCUGAUCGUGAGCUGAGGGAAUUCGGCCACAGUGUCGUCAACUGGUUCAAGGCCUUCCCUUCCAACACUCCUCGCUACAUCUACGAGCGACUCCCCAUCAUCAAAUGGCUGCCAAAGUACAACCGCACCUGGGCCCUUAGAGACAUCAUCGCCGGCAUCACUGUCGGUCUGAUUGUCGUCCCCCAGGGAAUGUCUUAUGCCAAGGUCGCGGGCCUGCCGGUCCAACACGGUCUUUAUUCUGCUUACAUCGGUGCUAUCUUUUACUGCUUCAUGGGAACCUCCAAGGAUUUGACUAUCGGACCAACUGCUGUUAUCUCGCUCAUUACUGGUGAACUCGUUGCUGAACUUACCGGACGCAUGACCCCUCCCGAGGUGGCCGCCAUUUCUUGUUUGUGCGUCGGUGCCCUGACCUUGAUCCUCGGAGUCCUCCGUCUCGGAAUCAUCCUCGACUUCUUCCCAACAACCGUCCUUGUCGGCUACACCACCGGUGCGGCUGCUACAAUUAUCAUCCAGCAGAUCCCCAAGUGGCUCGGUGUGCCCGGAAUCAACAACCGCGCACCCGUCUACACUAUCAUCAUCACCAUGUUCCAGGCCAUCAAAACGCUUUCCUGGUUGGAUCUGGUGUUUGGUUUGCUGGGCUUCUUCAUUUUGGUGGGCAUCGGUCUCGCGGUCGACCGUUGGGGUCGCGGCAAGUUCUCGAUUCAGCUGAUCAAGAUUUCGCGUUUCUUCAUCGUCACUGUCAUCGCCACGGUCGCUUCAUACAUCAUCAACAAGGACGCUCCUCACGACGCCAAGGGCCAAAUCAUCCCUCGCAUCUCAAUCUUGAAGACUGUGCCCUCCGGUUUGCCUUCACCACGCGUUCCAAGCGUUUCAUCUGAUAUCUUUAACGAAAUUGUGCCCAAACUUUUUGCGAUCGCCCUGGCUACGAUUUUGGAGCACAUUGCUAUCUCCAAGGCCUUUGCUCGCCGUAACCGCUACCAGAUCGACGCCAACCAGGAAUUGUUGACCCUGGGUCUUGCCAACGUUACCGCUUCGUUUUUUGGUGCCUACACUGUCACUGGAUCCUUCUCGCGCUCUGCUGUCAAGUUCCAGUGCGGCGUCAAAUCGCCUUUUGCUGGAUUCGUCACCGGCGCUCUUGUUCUUUUGGCCCUUUAUUUCUUGACCCCUGCUUUCUUCUACAUCCCUGAUGCAGCCCUGUCCGCCGUCAUCAUGGUCGCUGUCGCCACGUUGGUCAGUCCUCCCUCAGUCUUCAUCCAGUUCUACAAGGUCAAUCUCUGGGACUUCCUCUCUUCCCAGGUCGCCCUUUGGGUCACCAUCUUUGUCUCUGUCGAGACCGGUAUCGCCGCUGGUGUUAUCUUUUCGCUCGUCGUCCUCCUUUUCCGUGUUGCACGCCCCAACUUCCAUCUCAUGCGCCAGAUCAAGGAUCGCCCUGAUGUCUUUGUCGAUACCGUUGUCGGCAGCACCUUUGACACCGUCCCCGCUCCUCAUGGUGUCUUGGUUUUCAGAAUUGAGGAGUCGACCACGUUCCCUAACGCUGAUGCCUUCAAAACCUGGGUCCUUGAUGAGGUCUACAAGUACACCCGCUUCGGUGGUCGCCAGAAGAGCGUCAGCGAGAAGCUCUGGUCAGAUGAUUUGGAUGUUCACAUCCGCAACUUGCGAAAGAUUGCUCACGGUGCUGACUCGCACAUCACGGACGACGAUCUGCCCAAGCUUCGCUCUGUCGUCCUUGAUUUCUCUGCUGUCAACAACAUCGAUUCGACCGGUCUUCAGGGACUCUUUGACUUGCGCGAGUUGCUCAGGGACUAUGCUGGUGUAACUGACUAUCCCGAGACGUUCUUUGAGCUUCACUUUGUCGGUAUCCAGGCCAACGUCUUGCGCAUCUUGGAGCUCUCUGGCAUCACCCGCCCCGUUGCACCCAUUGCUUUGCAGAAGGUCGAGGUCUUGGAGGAUGUCAAGUCUGACGCUGUCGACACCAUUGAUUCCGACAUCAAGCCUGCUGCUCGCCCUGUUCCUGGCGAUAUCGGAUCCGCUGCUGUUUCGGUCCUUGGCUCGAGCCCCUUCUUGAAGGAGGAGGGAUUGGUCCACCUCACGGUCCGCGAUGCUGUUGAUUCGGUCUUGAUCCGCGCUGACUCCUGGCAGAAGGACCAUACUACUCAUGGUGGCGAACACCAUCACAACGGCUCGGAUUCGGACUCUGAGCACAAGGACAAGACUGAGAUCCACUACGUUUAG